ACAAAUAUUUACUUUACGAUUCUGUUUCGUCAAGGGGGGUGAGUCAAUGUAGCUGUCAGUUUGUCAGAAUUUAUAGAUAAAAGUUUAGCUUUAACUUAGGUGUGGUACUCUGUCAUUUUUAGUGAAAAUACAGCAAUGUCGGCGACUCUGAAACCAUAUCUAACGGCCGUACGCCAUACACUAACUGCCGCGAUGUGCUUAGAGCAUUUCUCAUCGCAGGUCGUGGAACGAUACAACAAGCCCGAGGUCGAGGUUAGAACGAGUAAAGAACUCUUGCUGAAUCCCGUCGUCAUAUCUCGUAAUGCCAACGAGAAAGUGCUAAUAGAGUCCUCCAUAAACUCUAUUAGAGUGAGUAUUAUGAUCAAACAAGCCGAUGAGAUCGAGAAGAUAUUGUGUAAAAAGUUCAUGCGUUUCAUGAUGAUGCGAGCCGAGAACUUCAUCGUUUUGAGGCGAAAACCCGUCGACGGAUACAACAUCAGCUUCCUGAUCACGAACUUCCACACGGAGCAGAUGUUCAAGCACAAAUUAGUGGAUUUCGUUAUAUAUUUCAUGGAAGAAAUUGAUAAGGAAAUCAGUGAGAUGAAACUGGCCGUUAACGCUCGCGCACGUAUUUGCUCCGAGGAGUUUUUGAAGCGUUUCUAAGUGGAUUAUACUGGUAUAGACUAUGAUGAGGCUGCCACAGCCCCAAGCUUAGUUCCCACCCUUCAACUAUUAAGCUCAAAUGUGGGUGAGGCACAAGCCUUAUUGUGGUGCACUUGGUACUUGAUUAUUUAGUGACUGAUGUGAUUCUUAAUUUAUAUUCAUCAUUAUGUUACAUGACAAGCAAAGCUCUGUGGGUUCAAUGCAUGUAGAUAAUGUUUGGUAAAGUCUAAGGGAUGCCUUUUUGCCCAAUAUAUGUUAGCCAGGAAUAUGUUCCACUGCAUAUGAGUAUCCUGUUCAAUUGCUUGAUAAGUAUGAAAGUGCAGUAAUUUUGUAGUCUUUUAGUUUGAAAGCUACCUAAAGUAUAAAGGAAAAAAAGCAUAGCAAAAUCCAGAAUUAUAUAUUUUAUCUUUUCCUAGACUUUUCCUGUUAUGGUAUAGUGACUCGUGACACCCAUAACCUAUAGGACUAAAUUGUUUUAGAGUCAAUACUAAAUACUGAAAACUGGUAGCAUCCUCUUUGCCUUUGUUGUUUUCAAGUAAUAGAGUCAACCCAAAAUAAGUUGGCAGUGAUUCUGGCAGUCCAGACAGUGAAAGUGUUAUUAUAAACCAGUUAUCAGUAUUUAUUUUUAGCAAAAAUUAUCUGUGCCAAUUUAACUUGUUUUUAUUUGUUGCCCACUGCUGAGCACAGGCCUCUCUUACUUUGCCUUUAUCUAAAUUAUUUGGCAAUAUGUGUUAGCCUAAGCAAGCUUGUCUACUUUGAAACUAAGUUAUGACUCUGCGCUCAAAUGUCAAGGAGAGUUUUUAUGCUUUAAAAGAAAUAUAAAAUUUAUACUCAUUUAUAACAUGAACAUUUAAAAGUAUUGUGAUGGGAGAAUCCAGUGCCAGUCAUUUUUUAGCCUACCUAGGCUUGGUAUUUUAAUAUCUAACAAUAUAUUUUUUUAACUAACCAUUUACUUUCUUAAUCAUCUAAGACUUAUAUUAAAUUAAGCUUUGAUCUCUUCCUUUAAUAUGUUUAGACCCACAGGGUUUUGCUGUAUACAUACUCCCUUGUCUCUUCGAUUUUUUGUCUUUUUAUUUAAACAGACAUAAGUUUAACCACUGCUUAAAAUAAUGGCAUGAAUUUAUAAAUAAAAAGUAAUUUUAUUCAGUAACUUGAUUUCCAAACUUUGUGAUGGUACUCAUUCCUAACUUAAGGCAUUUUAUAGGGUUUUAUUAUAUUGUAUAUUAUGUUAGCAAAUCCAUAGCUACAUAUUUAAUACUACAAGAUCUUAAUCUUAAUCCUUUGACUACUAAAGAUGUCAUCUGAUGGGAUAUUGUUUCCCAUAAAGUUUUAAGUCAUAAUGUAUUGUUUGUCCGCAUUUUCGUUAGUCAAUUUGGUUUUUCUCAGAAAUGUGUAACAUUUCAGGAUUGCCAUACAAACCAAAACAAACCUAACCUAACCUAGCUAUAGGAUAACUUAGUGGAAAUCCUGAAAAGUUAAUGGUUUCAGAAUUAUGGCUAAUGAUAAUCUGACAAUCAUUACAUUAUGACUUUCAAUAAUUAUGUCAAACAAAGGGAUCCCCAUCUGAUGCGUACGGCUACAGCUCAAAAUCAAUCUUUGUGCAUUGUAAUAAGAUGCAUGAUGAGUGAUGACACACAAAACAGCAUGACCUUCAGAGGGUUAAGAAACUUCUGGUAUAAACAUUUUAUAAAAUAAACUAUGAGGCCAGUUUUCAGGAUAACUUUGGUCUUGUCACAUGCACUAACAUUUUAAAAUAUUUUUAAGUUAGGAUUAUCAAGUGAACACUCAAUUUGUUCAAAGUAAAGAUAAACAAAAUAAAAGUCCAUUCAGAUCUAGCGAAUGUGCUUGGAUGGUAUUCCACCUGUCUUAUUUCUUGGUCCAAUGUGUAUUUGCGUUAUCUCAUUAGCAAAUUUUUUGCAUAAUGUGACAGGGAGACGCGAUGCGAUGCACAGAAAUUGGACAGGAGGUGGAAUACCACCGUUAUGCACAUUUUUGCUUCAAAUUGAGCACUUCCCGUAGACCUUGCAUGGUCACCUUAAUAAUUAUACACACUGAAGUUGCCAAUAUGUAAACAAUGUUUUAAAAUAUAAAGAGCAAUAAAUUAAUGAAUUUUAAGUAUAAGUUUUCGAUUCUAAGUUUUAUAAUUUAAAAAUAUACUAUGACUAUAUGUUGAUUAUUUAGUUUUGUUAUUAUUAUUUGUAACAUAAGGUCAGAAAGCUAGUAUAAGUUUCAUUUCAUUUAAAUAGUUUUAUCAUGUAUUAUUUGUCUUGACUUGGAAAUCAAUAAAACAAGUUAUGUAUUUGUAA
This is a messenger RNA of Cydia pomonella (codling moth), 2948 nucleotides long. It is a transcript of the gene Arpc4, whose product is annotated as actin-related protein 2/3 complex subunit 4. The record is from RefSeq and is a predicted model, not a curated record. Gene Ontology annotation, biological process: Arp2/3 complex-mediated actin nucleation; actin filament polymerization. NCBI's taxonomy places the organism in Eukaryota, Metazoa, Arthropoda, Insecta, Lepidoptera, Tortricidae. Gene Ontology annotation, molecular function: actin filament binding. The transcript has a single exon. Gene Ontology annotation, cellular component: Arp2/3 protein complex; actin cytoskeleton. Bases 136 to 642 code for a protein of 168 amino acids.